GGCUACAGGAGGAAAGGUGUGCACAAUGUCCGUCGCAUCCUCGGACAUAGUUCAUCCACUCGACUCGUGUCUGAUUUAAUCGACCUGUACCACUUUCGCUCCUGUGUUACAGCACCGGAUUGGAUGUACUUUGCAACUUCCUGCAGCUUUAGUGACAUUGAAUUCGGUGCGCAACAGCUGAGGAGAAAAGGUGAUUUUACUGUUAAUACAAGACUGUUAAAGGCAUGUGAUACGGAUCUGCUCACUCAUUAAUUACUUUCUCCGACGCCACUGAAGAAUAUGGAUGCGCUGACAGAAAAUCUGUAUGGCAUUAUUAAACUUGCAGCAGUAAACUGAUGGAGUUCAAAACCACUUUUCCUCCUUUUGAAGAUCUCUUAGUUCAAUGAUGGACGGCAGGCAAUCGUCAAGGACUUUCACACCUGAUUGUGCAGCUUUUGCCAACACAUGAAAGGAAGAAACAUGUUUUGUCUGGUGAAAUCUCGGAGCUUCUCAGGCAGCAGGAGGGCUAUGGGGAUCAGAAAUGGGACAAAAGUCCAACAUCACUCCAAACCCAUCUCCAAAAUUUACUUCAGUUUUAUUUUCCUCCUGCUCAUUUUCACACCGAGAGUGGAUUCAUCGUGGUGGUACAUCGGAGCACUGGGUGCCCGGGUGAUCUGUGACAACAUUCCCGGCCUGGUGAACAAGCAGCGGCAGCUGUGCCAGCACCACCCGGACCUGAUGCAGUCUAUCGGUGAGGGAGCCAAAGAGUGGAUCAGAGAGUGCCAGCACCAGUUCAGACACCACCGCUGGAACUGCAGCACGCUGGACCGAGACCACACCGUGUUUGGCCGGGUGAUGCUGAGAAGCAGCCGAGAAGCAGCGUUUGUGUACGCCAUCUCUUCAGCAGGAGUGGUCUACGCCAUCACCAGGGCCUGCAGUCAGGGGGAGCUGAAGAGCUGCAACUGCGACGGCGACAAGCGCGGACGAGCUAGAGACAACAGGGGCAAUUUCGACUGGGGUGGAUGUAGUGACAACAUCAAUUACGGCAUCAAAUUUGCAAUGUCCUUCGUAGAUGCUCGAGAGAAGAAAGUGAAAGAUGCUCGCGCCCUGAUGAACCUGCACAACAACCGGUGCGGUCGGAUGGCAGUGAAGCGCUUUAUGAAGCUGGAGUGCAAGUGUCACGGGGUCAGUGGCUCCUGUUCUCUGAGAACCUGCUGGCUGGCUAUGUCUGACUUCAGGCGAACUGGAGACUACCUUCGCAAGAAGUACAACAGAGCCAUCGAGGUGACCAUGAACCAGGACGGGACGGGCUUUAUGGUGGCCGAUAAGGACUUCAAGGGAAGCACCAAGAAUGAGUUAGUGUACAUCGAGAACUCGCCAGACUACUGCCUCAUGGACCGCACAGCCGGCUCCUUGGGCACAGCAGGCAGAGUGUGCAACAAGUCCUCUAGAGGCACAGACGGCUGUGAGGUCAUGUGCUGUGGGCGGGGCUACGACACCAUGCGUGUCAAGCGUGUCACCAAGUGUGAGUGCAAGUUCAAGUGGUGCUGCGCUGUGGAGUGCAAUCACUGUGAGGACAUGGUGGAUGUUAACACCUGCAAGCCCCACAAGCGACCUGAUUGGUUGGACACAACCUAACGAGGAGACCUGUCCAAUGACAGUCGCCACUGACUCAUUAACCUGUGCGCUAACGACUGCAUUUUAUUAUGGGAUAUAUAAUUGGGAUCUCUUAACUGUAAUACCUCUGGCUUUUGAUCCAUUGACGCUUCCUGAAGCAGAUACUUCACGGACCUUGAUGCUAAACUGGAAAAUAGACCCAGUUACUGAUCAUGUGCUGCUUUAAUAAGUGUCUCUAAGAACAAUUUGUUGAGCUUUCUGAAGACAAACUCUGGAUCUUUGAUACAAAAUGGCUGAAUAUUAUAUUAUUCUGUUGUACAUGCAAUGUCUGCUUGUUUUACAGUGUGUAAAGACUGUGUGAGCACAUGACAUAGCUCAAAUUGAUGAUCAUAAUAAUAGUAACAUGUAGUCUGAAGAGAGAGAUAAAGAAAGAAAUAAGGAUAGAUCUUUGGAGGUAUUGUAAAAACACUGACAUUGUAUCAUUUAAAAUGAUUAAGCCAUUGUACGGUACUGCAACAAAUCAUAUAAAAUACAAAAGACAGUUGCUGCUAAUUAGUGCAACUCUAACGAACUAACAGAACGUAGGAGGGAGCUUAUGAAAAAGUUCCUACUCGAACAAGGCCAGACAAUCACACUGUGAACGCAAAUGAACCACAAACAGGAGAACAAGCAAGGACUUUAAAUUAAAGUGACAGCAUACCUGCUGCAGAGCUGAAUUUUGGCCAGUUCUUGGGACAAAAAGGACACACUAACAGGAAAAAUUAAGCUUCAUAUGGACUUUGGACUGUUAUCUGAAAGAGCUCGAUUUUUCAUACAGUGUCCCACAUGUUUGACUGUCUGUAACUGGUCUAACACAUUCUGGCUGUGUUGCCUUAUGGAAAACUUUAUAAUUUCUACCUCUGGUUCUUUGUCUCCAGUUUUUAUUUUAUUUUAUUUUUUUCAGUGUUACACUGACAGCUUCAAACAAUUGCCCUUUGCCAUGUUUGGACAGACAAACCUGCUGCGUAAGAAAACAAAGCCCCCUCAUUCAUUUCAAUUAUGUUACUGCAAGAAAAAAAUGUAGCUUGUCCAGUUAAAAUGUUGAAUCUGAUUCAACCUUUGCUGCAACAAAAUGCCGUUUUUCAACAGGGCAAGGUGUUGGCUGAAAUUCUACAGUUUACCUGACGAUCAUCAUGAAGAGGAUAAAAUUAUUUUUGAUGUGAUGGCUUUCCAAAGUUGUCAAAUCUGGUUACAUAGUCUUACACACUGCUGUGCAGUGAUUUGGUGUCUGAUACAAAUUCAUAGAUUUAUUAUUUAAAACUUCCAGGAUCGUGUCAUCUAUACCUUGAACAACAUGUCCGCACUGACGCAGCUCCAACGUGGCUGUUUUCCAUCCGAACACCUGUUUAGCCAUCGUGCCUGCAGCCUUUGUUGUUUGCCAAGAUUUAUUUAAAGUUUCUCUUGGUCAUAGUUGCUUCUUAAUUUCAUCCACUCCUCGUGCCUCUUGUUUGAUGGCAGUAAACUCUUGAAAUCCAUGGAAAUGUUUAUAUAAAUCUUACAAUACUUACAAUACUAUCAGAUGUUUCAUUUUGUGUCUGUAAAAACCCUUUCCUGCACCCUGCAUUGACACGGUUCUAAAUUUAAGUUAGCUUGUAAAGCUACGGUUAAAUCCUAACGAGACACAUUUAAUUUUUUUUAAAGAUUUUAAGUAAGUAUUGGACGCAGCGUUUCCCCUUGGAUCACUGUCCAGGUGUUUGAUGCUCACGCAGAUGUGUUCGGUUUUCCCUGGGUGCUGCUGAGUCUC
Messenger RNA from Morone saxatilis (striped sea-bass), 3379 nucleotides. RefSeq names its product protein Wnt-2b-A-like. Lineage: Eukaryota; Metazoa; Chordata; Actinopteri; Moronidae. Gene Ontology annotation, biological process: canonical Wnt signaling pathway; multicellular organism development; cell fate commitment. The record is from RefSeq and is a predicted model, not a curated record. The transcript is spliced from 5 exons. Gene Ontology annotation, molecular function: cytokine activity; frizzled binding. Gene Ontology annotation, cellular component: extracellular region. Bases 445 to 1617 code for a protein of 390 amino acids.